AUGCUUUACUUUCUCUGCACUCAACCAACUUAUACUUUUGCCCUAGCUUGUCUCAAACUCAUAACUUGUAGUGUGCAAUCUGGUCCUUGUGUUCGAUACCCGUUUACUACUUCUGACCUGUGCACUUGCAGAAUCAGGGAUAGGAAAGGGGAAGACCUGAUCCCGCGAUCAGUCAUCACGCGUAUCCUCUGUGCAGUUGGAGUCCGUUUGGACAAGAGAACGUCUACUCCAGCAGGAUGGAUGGAUAUUAAGUUCUGCAAGACCAACCUCUUCAUUGAACACAAAGAGUUGGAUGGGAGGUUCCAAUUCAAAUUCACUCAUCCUUUGGCUGGCCCCUCCAAGCUUCUUCUGCCCAACCCUGAGCUCACCACGGUUCUAGGAGGUACAAACAUUGACUUCAGCCCCCACUAUACACAUUAG
This is a messenger RNA of Microthlaspi erraticum, 420 nucleotides long. The record is from the annotation of a GenBank genome assembly. NCBI's taxonomy places the organism in Eukaryota, Viridiplantae, Streptophyta, Magnoliopsida, Brassicales, Brassicaceae.